Messenger RNA from Paramacrobiotus metropolitanus, 642 nucleotides. RefSeq lists its product as uncharacterized. The record is from RefSeq and is a predicted model, not a curated record. Gene Ontology annotation, biological process: DNA replication. NCBI's taxonomy places the organism in Eukaryota, Metazoa, Tardigrada, Eutardigrada, Parachela, Macrobiotidae. Gene Ontology annotation, molecular function: nucleotide binding; DNA-directed DNA polymerase activity; DNA binding. Bases 1 to 642 code for a protein of 213 amino acids. The transcript has 2 exons.
AUGGUAAAUCGCCGUAUGAAGACCAAUUACGAUACAAUUCAUGGUGAGGACAAUGACCAGGACCACGAUAUUGCUAAGGAAAUCGAACUAGAUGUUGACGAUCAGCAACAUCGAUGUGGUGAGUUUUGUGCGACUUGCUCGUUAUUCUAUAUGCCGGAGGAAAACCAUGUGUGUUAUAUGAAACCCGUGGAAUUUACGGAUAAAGAAAAGGCCAAGCACCAUAACGACAAGCUGGCAUACUUUGACCUGGAAACAUAUCAAGACGAGAGUGGAGAAUUUAAAGUCAACCUAGCGGUGAUCGCGACAAAAAAUGAAAAAUUUAUUCUUCCAGAAAACGGUAAUAUUAACGGCGACAUUUCACAAGAACUUGGCGAUUUCAUUUUCAGUGAGCGUUUCCGUGGCUACACAUUUAUGGCGCACAAUUUGAAGGGAUUUGAUGGAUACUUCAUUUUGAAUUAUCUCGUGAAAAACGGCGUUAUUCCACGUCCGCUUAUUUUCAACGGGAGCAAGGUUAUGCAGAUGGACGUGCCCAAACUCAAAAUAAAAUUUCGUGACUCUAUGAACUAUGUACCAUCAUCGUUAAAAAUUUUGCGAAAGCAUUUGGUUUGCAAGAAACCAAAGGAGAUUUCCACACAAACUUAA